Recurvomyces mirabilis is the source of this 2424-nucleotide messenger RNA. RefSeq lists its product as uncharacterized. Bases 1 to 2424 code for a protein of 807 amino acids. Gene Ontology annotation, cellular component: plant-type cell wall. Lineage: Eukaryota; Fungi; Ascomycota; Dothideomycetes; Mycosphaerellales; Teratosphaeriaceae. Gene Ontology annotation, molecular function: alpha-L-arabinofuranosidase activity; xylan 1,4-beta-xylosidase activity. The record is from RefSeq and is a predicted model, not a curated record. Gene Ontology annotation, biological process: xylan catabolic process; arabinan catabolic process. The transcript has 2 exons.
AUGUAUUCUUCUACUGUGCUCGGAGCCGUACUGGCAGUAGCACCGGCUGUCCUCGGACAGGCCCAGACCAAAUCUGAUGAUUACCUUACCAACCCACAGCCCAGUCUUGAUCACAGGACACUGUACGACUUCAACACCACCUUCCCUACCUGUGCUGGAACCGAGCUCGCCAACACCGUGGUCUGCAAUACGUCAGCGUCGUCAUGGGAUCGAGCUGCGGCGUUGCUCUCCAUGUUCACACUGGAGGAGUUGACCAAUAACACCGAUAACACAGCUCCUGGUGUCCCUAGGCUCGGUCUUCCAGCGUACCAGAUCUGGAAUGAGGCUCUUCACGGUCUCAGUCGCUUUGCUGGAAACAGCUUUCCCGGCCAGUGGAGCUGGGCAACUUCGUUCCCUUCCCCAAUCUUGUCCAUGGCCUCGAUGAACGCCUCUCUGAUCCACCAAAUCGCCGACAUCAUCGCUACGCAAGGACGGGCUUACAACAAUGCAGGCAAGUACGGUCUCGAUGUAUACAGCCCCAACAUCAACGGUUUCAGGUCACCAAUCUGGGGUCGUGGACAAGAGACCCCUGGUGAAGAUGCAUUCUUCCUGUCGUCUCUGUACGCUUUCGAGUACAUCACCGGCAUGCAGGGCGGAAUCAACCCGACAGUGCCAAAGUUGAUCGCUGUGCCCAAGCAUUUCGCUGGUUACGACAUUGAGAACUGGCACAACCACGGACGUCUGGGUAACGAUGUAAACAUUACCCAGCAGGAUCUAGCUGGCUACUACACACCUCAGUUCAAGGCGGCUGUGCAAUUCGCCAAGGCUCGCGGCUUGAUGUGUUCUUACAACGCAGUCAACGGCGUGCCAAGCUGCGCCAACUCAUUCUUCCUCCAGACUCUGCUGCGCGAUACCUGGGACUUCGGCACCGGCUUUGUCUCAUCUGAUUGCGAUGCGGUAUACAACGUCUAUGACCCUCAUGGCUAUGCUGCCAACCGCACAGGUGCGGCAGCCGACUCGCUCCGUGCGGGUACCGAUAUCGACUGUGGUACUACCUACUCCAACUGGCUUCCGGACGCUUUCGACGAGGGCUUCGUCUCUCGUGAUGAUAUCGAGCAGGCUCUCAGGCGCCUGUAUACCGGCACUAUCGACCAGGGCUGGUUCGGACCCAACGACACUCUGUACCGCAACCUUGGCUGGAAGGAUGUAGUUUCGUCCGAUGCACAGAACAUUUCAUACGAGGCCGCCGUCCAGAGCAUCGUUCUUCUCAAGAACGACGGCACCCUGCCGCUCAGUGAUGACUGCGGUAGCGUCGCUCUGAUCGGACCUUGGGCAAACGCCACCGAGCAGCUUCAGGGUAAUUAUGCUGGUCAGGCACCGUACCUUAUCAGCCCUCUUGCUGCCAUGCAAUCUGCUGGCCUGACUGUCAACUUCGCCAACGGCACCAACUCCGUCGGCGACAACAGCACGUCUGGGUUCGCUGCUGCCAUUGAUGCGGCUAAGAAGUCCAACGUCAUCGUCUUCGCCGGUGGUAUCGACAACAGCAUCGAGGCCGAGGGUAUGGACCGUGAUAAUGUCACCUGGCCUGGUGUUCAGCUCGAUCUUAUCUCUCAGCUCGCCAACCUUGGGAAGCCAGUCAUCGUCCUCCAGAUGGGUGGUGGCCAAGUCGACAGCUCGUCGCUCAAGAGCAACAAGAACGUAAAUGCUCUUAUCUGGGGCGGUUACCCUGGCCAGAGCGGUGGUCAGGCUCUCCUCGACAUCAUCACUGGCAAGCGUGCACCAGCUGGACGUCUCGUUACCACGCAGUACCCAGCUAGCUACGCUACCAGCUUCAACCAGCUCGACAUGAGCCUUGCUCCCAAUUCGUCCGACGGUAACCCUGGUCAGACAUACAUGUGGUACACUGGAGAAGCCGUCUACCCCUUCGGAUACGGCAUGUUCUACACCACGUUCUCUGAGUCGCUCGUCGCCAACAUGAGCACCUCAUACAACAUCAGCACGCCUUUCUCCCAGGCACAUACUGGCUACCAGUACGCUGAGCAGGUGCCAAUCUUGACCUUCCAGGCCACGAUCACCAACACUGGCAAGGUCGCUUCCGACUACAGUGCCAUGCUCUUUGCUUCGACCACCUCUGGUCCUACCCCACGACCCAUCAAGUGGUUGGUCGGUAUCGACCGUGAGGCUAGCAUCGCGCCAGGUGCGUCCUGCAUCGUCAAUAUCCCUGUGCCAGUAGGUGCUUUGGCUCGUGCUGAUGCGAACGGCAACCUGGUUGUCUACCCUGGCCAGUACUCCCUGGCAUUGAACCCGGAGGCAUCUGUCACUGUCAACUUCACCUUGACUGGUGAUGCUGCGACCGUCCAGAAGUGGCCCGAAUGGUUUCAGCAGAUCCCAGCUUCUGGUACUGCUGCUGACCCUCAGCCACUCGAUGGUGGCGGGUCUGCUUGA